Messenger RNA from Aspergillus pseudonomiae, 377 nucleotides. RefSeq lists its product as uncharacterized. The transcript has a single exon. NCBI's taxonomy places the organism in Eukaryota, Fungi, Ascomycota, Eurotiomycetes, Eurotiales, Aspergillaceae. The coding region runs from base 116 to 334 and encodes 72 amino acids. The record is from RefSeq and is a predicted model, not a curated record.
CUGCUAUUCUACUUUACCUUAAUGAGUGACUUACAGCAAACGGCAAGCCCAGUCAAACAGUCUCUAUGACAACAGACCAACCCCCUUACCCCCAGCCUCCACUCUGGCCUCAACCAUGGUAGGGGUGUCACUGACCCAGAGUUCUGCCCACCAAUUGUGCUUGAAUGAAUGGUUAACUAAUCGGAAUCUUGAUGUUCUCGUGAGCUUAAAUUCUAUAUCCCUUGGUUUAUCGAUCAUAUUUUCGAUCUAUCUUAUCAUCAUUCUUUACGUCCCGCAUUCCAGAGCAGAUCUCCAUUGUCCUGGGUUUAAGGUUCCCUGUCAUAAUCCAGCAUAGCCUUUAGCUCGGUGAAUGAAAUUUACACUAGUAGUGCAGUAAU